Osmerus eperlanus (European smelt) is the source of this 1729-nucleotide messenger RNA. It is a transcript of the gene pex10, whose product is annotated as peroxisomal biogenesis factor 10. Lineage: Eukaryota; Metazoa; Chordata; Actinopteri; Osmeriformes; Osmeridae. Bases 331 to 1302 code for a protein of 323 amino acids. Gene Ontology annotation, cellular component: peroxisomal membrane. Gene Ontology annotation, molecular function: zinc ion binding. Gene Ontology annotation, biological process: protein import into peroxisome matrix. The record is from RefSeq and is a predicted model, not a curated record. The transcript has 6 exons.
CUCCAACCGGUAAAUGGCGCUGUGGCAGAUAGUGACACUUGUCAAUGCAUUUCAAAGGUUUCCGGAAAGUUGGCUAUCUUGAUAAUUUAUCGGAUUUUCUAAAUAGAGUAACACCGAAGUUACGUGAGAUAAUUAAGUGUGUGCCUAUUGUUAACCCUAAAGUGUGUGCUGUAUGUAAGUAUAUGUCAUGGUUUCGUUUUCGUUAAACUAUGUUGUAAGCAAACUCCCCGCUUACUUGCCAAAAGCUAGUUACUGUAGCCAACUUCCAAGACUACAGUAGGUAACUACAUACUGCCCAGAGUUGUACAGUUAGCUUGGUACAACCAAGCGAUGCCUCUCGUUCCUGCAAACCAGCCUCAAUUAAUUCGCUCAAGUCAAAAGGAUGAAUAUUAUCAGAACUGUCUGAGGAACAACGCAAAUGAAGCUUUCCAGACUCUUGCAGGAUCUAAGAGAUGGCUGGACUGGAGGAAGGAGAUUGAACUGCUUUCAGAUCUGGCAUAUUAUGGCUUAACUACAUUUGCAGGUUACCAGACAUUAGGAGAGGAGUACGUCCACAUCGUCCAGGUGGACCCCACCAAGCGUCGGAUCCCCUCUCGCACUAGGCGAGGUCUCCUGGUCUUUUUCCAUACAUUUGUGCCAUACCUCCUCGACAAGGUCCUGGUCUUUAUAGAGAAUGAGCUGGAAGCUGGGGAGGAGGGGGCUGGCAGAAGAGUUGCUUCCAGCCCUUGGAGCCCCGCAGUGUGGCUGAAGACCUGGGUACGGAGGGCUGUGGGGCUGCUGACGGAGCCCCAGAGGAAGGCGUGUGUCCCAGCAGUGUUCGCCCUCCAACAGGGCCUCACUCUUCUCCACAGGGUCCAUGUAGCGCUGUUUUACAUCAGUGGGGCCUUCUACCACCUGGGGAAGAGGACAUCGGGUAUCAGCUAUCUGCGGGUGCAGAGUGUGAGUGGUGAUGACCAGGCUAUCAGGAACAGUUACAGGGUCCUAGGAGUGGUCUCCCUGCUGCAGCUGGCUAUCACCCUGGCCCUGCAGCUGAACAACUUCAGACAGAGACAGAGAGCCAGACAGGAGUGGAAACUACACAGGAACCUGGCCUCCAGUCCCCCUCAGCCUGUAGAUCCGGUGUCCCAUCGGCCCUCUCGCUGUAUCUUAUGUCUGGAAGAAAGGAGACACUCGACCUCCACCCCCUGUGGACACCUGUUCUGCUGGGAGUGCAUCACUGAGUGGUGUAACACCAAGAUGGAGUGUCCACUGUGUCGGGAGAAGUUCCAGCCUCAUCGACUGGUCUACCUGAGGAACUUCUAGGCACAGACAACCACAUUAUCCAGGUUUUCGGAAACACUGGAUUACAGCUGCAGCAAACUGCAUGAAAAUCGGUCUAUUAUUUUUGGUGCAACAAACUGGAUAUGGCUGCCUUGUGUAAAAUCUUAGACUCACUCAUUUUUUUCCAGCUGUUAAAGUUAUGGACUAAGCUGUACAGUAAAAUGUUCUGUCUGAUUAACUCCUCUUUGGUAGGCUGCAUUACACUGGCAAAAAUAAAUUUUACAUUAACUAAAUGGCAAUAUACAUUUGACAAUAAUAAUUGAGACGUUUAUUUUUUAUAAUAGAAAAUGAUUUUUGGAUUGUAUCAGUCUGUAAUUUGUUUGUAAAAUAUGUGAACGUGUACAAAAUGGUGUAAAUUACGUUCGUAAUAAAUUGUUUAGAUAAUAAAACAUGCAUUUUCCUUUUUCUA